AUGACAAUGCAGGAGAGCAUACGGGAUACAACGCCCCGAAGCCGCAUCGAGGGCAAGCGGCGGGUGUUCAGCGGCAUUCAGCCCAGCGGCGACGUGCAGCUCGGCAACUACAUCGGCGCCAUCAAGGGGUGGGUCGACCGGCAGGAGGAGAAGGAGAACUACUUCUGCAUCGUCGACCUGCACGCCCUCACCGUCCCGCAGGAGCCUGACGAGCUGCGCCACCAGACGCGCUCGCUGGCGGCGAUGCUGUUUGCCGCGGGGCUCGACCCGGAGAAGUGCACCAUCUUCGUCCAGAGCCACGUGACGGCGCACGCCGAGGCCUGUUGGCUGCUCAACUGCGUCACGCCCAUCGGCUGGCUGGAGCGCAUGACCCAGUUCAAGGCGAAGGCGGAGAACCAGGAGAGCGUGUCGACGGGGCUGCUGGACUACCCCGUGCUCAUGGCGGGCGACAUCCUGCUCUACGACGCCCAUGAGGUGCCCGUCGGCGAGGACCAGCGGCAGCACGUGGAGCUCGCGAGGGACAUCGCCCAGCGCUUCAACCACAUCUACGGCGACACCUUCGUUGUGCCGGUGGGCGUCAUACCCGAGAUCGGCGGGCGGGUCAUGGGCCUCAACGACCCCACGAUGAAGAUGUCGAAGAGCUAUGCGCACAUUCGGGGCCACGCAAUUCGCAUGCUGGACGACCCCAAGGAGAUAGAGCGCACCAUCAAGCGCGCCGUCACCGACACUGGCAACGAGAUCCGCUUCUCCGACGAGCCGGAAAGGGCCGGCGUCAACAAUCUGCUGGGCAUCUACAAGGUGAUCACCGGCAUGGAUGAGGCGGCGGUCGAGGCCGAGUUCGCCAAUGCCCGCGGCUACGGUGACCUCAAGAGCCGCGUGGCAGAGGUCGUAGUCGAGGCGCUCACGCCCAUCCGCGAGCGGUACGAGGCGCUCAUGCAGGAUGUCGACGCCCUCGACCGGCUCCUUGAGCGGGGCGCGGAGCGCGCGCAGUCCGUCGCCGGGCCAAAGUUGGACGAGAUCAAGCAGAGCAUGGGGCUGAUUCUGCGCAGCAAGUAA
Molecule: messenger RNA, 1056 nt
Organism: Geodia barretti
Lineage: Eukaryota; Metazoa; Porifera; Demospongiae; Tetractinellida; Geodiidae
Source: the annotation of a GenBank genome assembly